Colletotrichum scovillei is the source of this 1176-nucleotide messenger RNA. RefSeq names its product heterokaryon incompatibility protein. Lineage: Eukaryota; Fungi; Ascomycota; Sordariomycetes; Glomerellales; Glomerellaceae. The record is from RefSeq and is a predicted model, not a curated record. Bases 1 to 1176 code for a protein of 391 amino acids. The transcript has 4 exons.
AUGGCGGAUUAUGGUGUAUAUGCUUGCCUGAGCUACACAUGGGGUCGACAAAAUACGGCUGUGACGACCACACAAAACCUUCAUGAUCGCCUAGACGACUUGCCGUUCGACAGUCUUCCUCAAACAUACAAGGACGCCGUCACGGUUGCUGCACUCUUGGAUAUUCCCUUUUUGUGGAUUGACGGUCUUUGUAUCAUUCAAGGCGAUACCGACUCAAAAGACUGGGCCGAGCAAUCUUCACUGAUGGCGGAAAUCUACGGAAACGCAAUUCUGGUGAUUGCGGCUGCUGAUCACAGUUGGCUUGGGUGGUCCACAUUGGCGGAACCAAAAUCCCACGGGACGCUCAGCCGCAGCUGGUGUUUCCAAGAGGAAAUGAACUUCCAAUGUCUUGAAGACGAAUACCGAUGCGAAUGUGCAUUCCCCGCCGCACCCCUGGGCCUUGUCACGAUCAAGGAGCUGUACGAGCCUCGCUUGGAACUAGGCGAUAUGGAAACUCCAAAUUGGAUGUGGCAGAGUACCGUCGAGCACUACACCCGACGGAAGCUGACGGUGGCCACCGACAGGCUUACUGCGCUAUCUGGAGUCGCCCGGGUCGUGCAGUCAAGUCUCCGCACAAAGUACGCCGCCGGCCACUGGGUGGAUCGCGACUUUCUGUGCAGCUUGUGUUGGGCGCCUGUGAGAAACAGGGAAACCGAGCGUACCUACUCACAAGAUUACGUUGCUCCAUCGUGGUCAUGGGCUGCCCAUAACGGACCUAUCACCAUGUGGAUCCCUUAUGGCGCAACAGAAGAUGAUACGGGCGCUGUGACUGGGGGGAGUGUAACUGUUAGCGGCGUCUUCCUCGAUGUUUCAGUGUUAAUGACAUCAAGAGAGCAAUCCGCAGGCGUCAUGAUCAGAAGCUCGGAGAAAAUCCCAUUUUACUUCGAUCGACCAACGGAAGCAGUGAGAGACACUGACAAGUACUUUUGUUGGAUUGUUUGCAUAUUGCCGAGUCCGGCUGUUAGUAAAAAGAGAACUGAAACAUACUGUUUGAUGGUACUCCGCAGUAUGCCUGGCGGACCUGCUCAUUUUUGCGAGCGCGUAGGUUUCACCGACUUUGAUGGAUUAGCUUCUGACCCUUCUAUGAAGUUUUUUAAGGGUUUCAGAGAUUCCAUUAGAACUGCCGUAAUAAUCUGA